CAUGUCCUCUAAGUAAGGCACUAAAGUACAACUCACCAUUUACGUUGGAAAGAACUGAAUAAUAUGCACCUUUCUGUCGGUUAAUAUACAAAUAUACAAAGGUACAUUAAAGUAAAAUUCACUUUCACUUUUUUUUUUUUAAACAUACAACAUAUGGACAAAACAAACUGAUCUAACCAGAGAUUUCACCAUAGAAAUAAAUAGGUGAAUUAUACCUUGUUUUAUUUUAUAUUUUAUAUAUUUUUUGUCACUGAAUAAUAUGCACCUUUCUGUCGGUUAAUAUACAAAUAUACAAAGGUAAAUUAAAGUAAAAUUCACUUUCACUUUAUUAAAAAAAACAUACAACAUAUGGACAAAACAAACAACUAACCAGAGAUUUCACCAUAAAAAUAAAUAGGUGAAUUAUACCUUGUUUUAUUUUAUAUUUUAUAUAUUUUUUGUCACUGAAUAAUAUGCACCUUUCUGUCGGUUAAUAUACAAAUAUACAAAGGUACAUUAAAGUAAAAUUAACUUUCACUUUUUUUUAAACAUACAACAUAUGGACAAAACAAACUUAACUAACCAGAGACAUCACCAUAAAAAUAAAUAGGUGAAUUAUACCUUGUUUUAUUUUAUAUUUUUUGUCACUGAAUAAUAUUCACCUUUCUAUCGGUUAAAUAUACAAAUAUACAAAGGUACAUUAAAGUAAAAUUCACUUUAACUUUAUUAAAAAAGCAUACAACAUAUGGACAAAACAAACUGAACUAACCAGAGAUAUCACCAUAGAAAAAAAUAGGUGAAUUAUACCUUGUUUUAUUUUAUAUUUUAUAUAUUUUUUUCACGGUUCAACGUUGUCAAAUGACCUCCGUGUGGGCGGGGUCCUGACUGUUUUCUUAGGUAGCCUGUUAAAAUGCCCGAACUCAAAACACUUCUUUUUCCAAGAUGGCGUCGAUGAAGGACAGCGACACCGGGCUGUGGCUUCACAACAAAUUGGGAUCCACGGACGAGUUGUGGACGCCCCCGAGCAUCGCGUCCCUCCUCACCGUGUCGGUGAUAGACAACAUACGGCUGUGCUUCUCCACCUUAUCGCCGCCGGUGAAGCUGAAGCUCCUGCUCGGGAUGCUGCAUCUCCCCCGGCGGACCGUUGACGAGAUGAAGGAGGCCCUGUCGGAGAUCAUCCAGCUGGCUACGGUGGACUCUGAGCCGUGGGUGCUGAUGGUCGCCGAUAUCCUCAAGUCCUUCCCGGAGACCGGCUCUCUCAAUCUGGACUUGGAGGAGCAGAAUCCAAAUGUGCAGGAUAUUCUCGGAGAGCUCAGGGAGAAGGUGAGCGAGUGCGAGGCAUCGGCCAUGCUUCCUCUGGAGUGCCAGUACCUGAACAAGAGUGCGCUGACCACUCUGGUGGGGCCCCUUACGCCCCCCGUCAAACAUUUCCAGCUUAAGAGGAAACCCAAGAGUGCAACCCUCAGAGCAGAGCUGCUGCAGAAAUCCACAGAAACAGCCCAACAGCUGAAAAAGACAGCCGGAGUGCCUUUCCACGCCAAAGGGAGAGGACUGGUCAAAAAGAUUGACACCACGACUCCUCUUAAGGGGAUUCCCAAGGCCCCGUUCCGCAGUCCCACUGCCCCCAGUAUAUUCAGCCCUCCCAGUAACCGCACGCCCAUUGCCCCUGCACGGACGCCCCUGCGUAAAGAGAGGGGGGUCAAGCUUUUAGAUAUUUCAGAGUUGGAUAUGGUCGGAGCUGGAAGAGAGGCCAAGAGGAGAAGGAAGACUUUAGAAACGGAGGCCGUCGAGAAAGCCGCCAAAGAAGAAGCCGCCGCAGCAGCGGUGGUGGAGAACACGACGCCCGACUACGCUGCCGGCCUCGUCUCUGCACAGAAACUCGGGGCGUUGAACGAGAACCCUCUGCCGUCGACCAGCUACCUCCCCGCCACGCCCAGCAUGGUCCCCUCCUCCUCUUACAUUCCCAGCUCCGAGGCCCAGCCAGCCAACGCCGGCGGUUCCGGGCGGGAAACGCUGCAGUCGGCUCGCCAACCGGAGGAGUCGGCCACGGCGGCCGCCGGCGCCACCGCCACCUUGCCGGGCCAGUACAAACAGAGAACGCCGAUGUACAACGCCGGCAACACGGCUAAUCCCGCAACCCCCACGUCCCCCAGCACGCCGGUCUCCACCCCGGCCAGCAACGGGCCCCCGGCGGCCGCGACGGCCAGCCAGCCGGAGACCCCCACCCAGCCUCCCAGCACGCCGCAGACCCCCACCCCGACGCCCACCCCCGUGCCGCCGCAGCCCCAGCCCAAAAAGAAUCUGUCGCUCACGAGGGACCAGAUGUACGCCGCCCAGGAGAUGUUCAAGACGGCCAACAAGGUCACCAGACCAGAGAAGGCCCUGAUCCUGGGCUUCAUGGCUGGAUCCAGAGAGAACCCGUGCCCGGAGCAGGGGGACAUCAUCCAGAUCAAGCUGAGCGAGCACACGGAGGUGCUGCCCAAGGCCGACGGCACCGGCAGCACCACCAUGCUGGUGGACACGGUCUUCGAAAUGAACUACUCCACGGGUCAGUGGACCCGCCUCAAGAAAUACAAACCCAUCACCAACACCUCUUGAGGCGCCGCACACCCCGACAUUUCUUACCCGCUUCAAAGAAAUCAUGUUUACACACGUACAAAGUAUUUUGCAUUCACAUUUGGGCCAAAUGGAAGUCGUCGAGGAGAGAGGCAUCCUCCCUGUUCCUGCGCCGCCAAAAUGCAGGACUCUCAGAAGAAUACUUCUGUACUUUGUUUGGGUUUUUUUAUUUUUAUUUUUUCCGUUUUAAUUCACCUCCGAAUCCUGAACGAUGCCGAGGAGUUAUUCCCACGGCGGGCACCUUUCCACGCGCGUACUCCGAGGUAUGCGCGUGUCGACGAAGAAGACGAGACGGGCUGUCUGUAUUUUUGUGUAUGAAUGUCACAUUAACGGUAUAUCUUCAGAACCCAAUGGGGGUUUUGUGACGACGACAAAAAGAGAACAAUAAUGACAAGUCAACGUAGAGGUGACCAAAGAAGAGAAGAAUAAGAAGAGCAGAAACGACGCAUUCUGCUUGGAGCCUUCUGGGGGAUGUCUUCAUUGGUUUUUCAUCCUGUGUCUCCAAAGAAGGGAAGAAAAUAAAGUGACCGUCGUCUCCGGCGAGAAGUUUG
Messenger RNA from Pseudoliparis swirei, 3146 nucleotides. RefSeq names its product negative elongation factor complex member A (gene nelfa). Lineage: Eukaryota; Metazoa; Chordata; Actinopteri; Perciformes; Liparidae. The record is from RefSeq and is a predicted model, not a curated record. The transcript is spliced from 11 exons. The coding region runs from base 922 to 2577 and encodes 551 amino acids. Gene Ontology annotation, cellular component: NELF complex. Gene Ontology annotation, biological process: negative regulation of transcription elongation by RNA polymerase II.